GUGCGCAGUAUCCAUAGAACGUAAAGAACAUGUUCCAGGAAUAAACGGGGAUGGGGCGGAGACAGCCAGCCCAAGACAAGCUUGAACAGCGCUGGACCUUGCCACGAUCUACGCAAUGGAGCGGGAUCGGGCAGUCCAUUUACCGGCAGACGGAGCAGGGAGGCAGCCCUUGUUUCCUUUCUUUCCUUCCAUUUAACCUUUAAUUCUUAAGGGUCUCGAACCUCCCUCCCCCCAUUCGUUCACCUUGCCUCUAUCUCAUCCCACCUCACCUUUGGUAUCCAGGGUGUAGACUUGAACAACAAAAAAAGGAAAAUCCGCACAAAGUCAACCAAACAAACAAGUUUCCGUCUACACUGAACACAUACAACCAGUCGGCCGAACCAAAGAAACAAAAAAGGAAGAAGCUCAACACACGCCGCAACAAUGGGCUUCGCAUUAAAAUUCCUCCAGUGGUUCAUCCGCGGCGUCCAGCUAGGCUGCUCCGUCCUCAUCCUCGCAACCUUCUCCUACUUCCUCGCGACCCUCCACAACCACUCCCUCCCGAUAUCGAACUCUAUCCGCGCCGUCGAGGGCAUCUCGGGCGCCGCCACCCUCUACACUCUUGUCGGCCUCCUGCUGCUCUGCUGCCUCGCGGGGCUCGCCUUCACCUCCUUCAUCGCCAUCGUCCUCGACGUCGCCUUCAUCGGCGCCUUCAUCUACGUCGCCGUCGCAAACAAGGGCGGCGCCGGAACCUGCUCCGGCACCGUCAGUACCCCCUUCGGCGACGGCCCCGCCGACGGCGAGCCGACCAACACGGGAAGCGACGGCUGGACUCACCUCCCCAGUCUGCGCACGGCUUGUAAGCUGCAGACCGCCUGCUUUGCAGUCUCCAUUGUCGCAAUUUUCUUCUUCAUCUUCUCCAUUCUCGUUGAGGUCGCCCUCGCCCGUCACCACCGCAAGGAGAAGCGCUUUGGCCCCAGCCCCAAGAACAACUACACCUCGGGUUCGGGUACCAAGCCCGGCUUCUUCAGCAGCUUCCGUCGCCGUGGCCGCGCCGACGCUGCGACCAACGACAAUGCGCUACCCAUGCACACCAGCCCCGACCAGGUCCGCCCCAGCUACGCCACCGAGACCACCGCCGUCGCCCAGGAUGCCGGCUACCCCAAGUACGAAGGCGCCUACGGCAACACCACAACGGCGACUGGCGGUGCCAACGGCUAUGAGUACGGUCACGAGACUGGAACCACGCAGCCGCCCCCUCGGCACUACAACGAUGGUGUUUACGACAGGGUUUAGAUACGACUGAGACAGGAAUUGAAACGAGACCACAUAAUGAGUUGAAGGAAGAAUUGAAACUGGUCUAGGUUGGCAAAGAUACCCAGGAAAUUGAGGAGUUUUUGCCGUCGCUUUCGAGACGAUGGCUUCUUGUUGCAUUUUAGUCACGAAUCAAUUGAUCACGUACAUACAUUGACCCAAU
This is a messenger RNA of Colletotrichum scovillei, 1456 nucleotides long. RefSeq lists its product as uncharacterized. The record is from RefSeq and is a predicted model, not a curated record. Lineage: Eukaryota; Fungi; Ascomycota; Sordariomycetes; Glomerellales; Glomerellaceae. The coding region runs from base 424 to 1275 and encodes 283 amino acids. The transcript is spliced from 2 exons.